ACUAUGUUUGACAUUUAUAAUGCAAGCAACCAGACUGUUGGUCUGAUGACCAAUUUUGAGUGCCCACCACACAAAGUCACUACGGCCGAGAAAGCCGGCAAGCUGACUGCGUACGUGCGAUAGAUGUGCGACAUGGUCAACAUAGCUUUUACCUGGAAGGAAGUGGAGGAUGCAAAUUCGAGAGGGGAUUUGAUCCUAAGCAUCAGAUUACUUGUUACAAGCGAUGAAAUUUGAAAAUCAAUUAAAUCUUUCUCGGACAUGAUCGUUUGAGUUUUCAACUACUUUGAAGUUUUAAUGCUGUAGAAAACUCUUCGGAUUCAGCAUGUUUGACAAUUAUAGUACGAGUAACCAGACUGGUGAUGAUAUGGGCAAUGAUGGAUGCACGCAACACGUAACUACAAAGGCCGAGAACGUUGGGAAGCUAUCAGCCUACGUCAUCGUAUUUGCAAUUUCACUCUUUGGGAAUAUUCUCAUUUUGAAUGUAAUCUGCAAAAACAAGAAUAUGCACAGAAACACCAACCUUUUGAUUCUGAAUAUGGCCAUCUCGGAUCUAGUCAUACCAGUUUUUGUGAUCCCUAGAAGAGUUAUACAAAUCGCUCUGGAAUUACCCUCAGCCAAAUGGAUCCUCUCUGGAGUAACUGGAGAAAUAACUUGCAAGCUGCAGACGUUCAUGCAGGAUUUUUCCGGUCUGGUCUCAACCCUUACACUGGUUCUAAUAUCCCUAGAAAGACUAGUGGCCGUCGCAUUUCCACUCCGCGCCAAAAUGGUCACAUACAGGUUACGGGUGAAUAUGAUAAUUUUGUCUUGGGUGGUUAGCGCAGCCAUCCAUGCUCCAUACUUCUACAUCUUCAAACUAUUUGAAUUUAACUCUGAAGUGUACUGCAUUGCAUCCUGGGAGCCUGCUUUUGAAGAGCCCUCGACUGGGCAAUUCUACAUCACCUUUCUUUGUAUUUCGGUGAUUUUAAUUCCGUUUACUCUUUUAGCUGGCAUAUACACAGUUAUAGUGUCGAUUCUGAUCAGGCAAAGGAACCACUUGCGAGACGCAGUUCGUGGAGGAAUUAUACGAGACAAAAUGAACAGAAAUGUACUGAAAAUGGCUGUGACAAUUGUUGUGAUAUUUGCCAUUUGUUGGGCUCCUCUCAAUAUCAAUCUGCUUCUUGUGACAUUUUUCAGGAAAUCUCAAAAUGCGUGGUGCACUCCUCCUGCUUUUGCAUUCACUGCCGAGUUCCUUGUGAUCGCCAACGCCGCUAUCAAUCCGUUUGUAUAUUUUGGCUUCGUGGAAAAUUAUCGACGCAAUCUUAAGAGAGUUCUCACCAAGUCUAUCUUAAGUACGAACGUUAGGAAAACUGGAAAGAGGCUAAGUGUUCGUCGCGAAACAUUUGAACUGACAUCUAUAACUUGCGAUAGAGUGCCCAGCUCUGAGAACGUGGUCUCAGGAAUUCGGAUGAUCUCAUCAAAGAGACUAGACUCAACAAGACGCAGGAGCGAAGUAACAAUGGCGGAGAACCUGUAACUUAAUGAACACUGAUUCAUCAG
Molecule: messenger RNA, 1536 nt
Organism: Pocillopora verrucosa
Lineage: Eukaryota; Metazoa; Cnidaria; Anthozoa; Scleractinia; Pocilloporidae
Source: RefSeq, a predicted model, not a curated record